Cyprinodon variegatus (sheepshead minnow) is the source of this 2443-nucleotide messenger RNA. It is a transcript of the gene frrs1l, whose product is annotated as ferric-chelate reductase 1-like. Lineage: Eukaryota; Metazoa; Chordata; Actinopteri; Cyprinodontiformes; Cyprinodontidae. Gene Ontology annotation, biological process: regulation of glutamate receptor signaling pathway. The coding region runs from base 320 to 1168 and encodes 282 amino acids. The transcript has 5 exons. The record is from RefSeq and is a predicted model, not a curated record.
CUAAAGAAAUUACAGAUUAAGAAUACCACCAGAGGGGCUCAGGGUGUAGGUUCACUGUGGAUUAGGGCUAUAAGCAUUUGUUAAGUAAUCGGAUUACAAAUCUGGCCAAUUUAAAUAAAAAUUAGCCUUACAAUCCGACAGUGUGCGACGCUGCAUCCCCUCAUAUCUCUGAGUACAGAGAAAAGCAGAAUCCGGAGAUGCUUCCGUGACGCUGCCUUGGAUGUUUACCCAUCCAAUGGAAUCGUAGAGAAAUGAAGACCAGCUUUGAUUCCCUUUUCAGUAUAGCCUUCGUUAAUCACUCCGUGCUUCAUUAUUAGCCAUGGUUUUGUUGCGGAGCUUCGCGCAGCUGACGGUGCUGCUCCUCCGGAGCGGAUGGUGGGGAGUCGCGCCGAGCCCCACCGAUGAAGGAGCACUCCGGACCGGCCACGGGGAGCACGGAGAGCCCGGCCAUCAGGAGGCUCAUAAGGACUCGUACAGCACAUUCGCUUCCGAGUUCCUGGAGUCCAGAUAUUUGUCUGAUGAAGGUUAUCCAUUCCCCACAGCCCCACCAGUCGAUCCUUUUGCCAAGAUCAAAGUCAGCGACUGCGGAGUAACCAAAGGCUGCAUAAGGUAUGGGAAACCAGGAUGCGAUGCAGAGUCAUGUGACUACUUUCUGAGCUAUCGUCGCAUUGGCACAGAUGUAGAGUUUGAGAUGAGUGCGGACACAGACGGCUGGGUGGCUGUGGGUUUCUCCUCCGACAAAAAAAUGGGAGGAGAUGAUGUAAUGGGGUGUGUUCACGAUGAUAACGGACGUGUGAGGAUCCACCAUUUCUACAAUGUCGGCCAGUGGGCCAAGGAGAUAAAGAGGAACCCGGCUCGGGAUGAAGAAGGAAUCUUCGAGAACAACCGGGUUACCUGCCGUUUCAAGCGACCAUUAUACGUCCCAAGAGAGGAGACGCUGGUGGAUUUACAUCUAUCAUGGUAUUACCUGUUCGCAUGGGGACCUGCUAUUCAAGGUUCCAUCACAAGACAUGACAUCGACAGUCCUCCAGUCAGUGACCGCAUGAUCAGCAUCUAUAAGUAUGAAGACAUAUUUAUGCCGUCCACAGCCUAUCAGACCUUCAACUCUCCAAUCUGUUUACUGCUCAUCGUUGCUCUUACCUUUUAUUUGCUCAUGGGAACACCAUAAAUAAGCACAGCCAAUCACACUGUAGAGGAGGGAGUGAAGAGAUGAUCAUGUAGCAAUAAAAAUAAGCUGGUUGCCACAAUGACAUAUGCACCUUGAACAGAUUAAGACUAUUUUAGACGUAGUAAACAUUAGACAGUAUAUGAGGAUUGCUCAUCUUGAAAAAUGAAUAAACCACUGCUAUAGAGGAUAAAUGUACUUCAGAUAUGUAAUCAGAGUUUUAACCGUCUUUUUGAACAUUCACGACAGCAUCUUUGGAUUUGGAAGACAGUGUUUACACUUACCACUGAAUAAACUGGGAGCCAUUUCAGAACCCCACUGUUGGCUGGCGACUCGAGAGAACAUUUCCUGGAAAGCAAAGACUAAAGAAAAAUGACAUGAAAGAGCUUUCCUGCAGUGUUCAUGUGGAUAUGAGCCAACAUAUCUUCCUCAGCUAUGGCCAAUGCUUAUUUAUGAGGUGGAAAAAAAAUAUUCAAAGGAAUAUUUUACAGAACUUGGUUUCUCACUCAUGUUGUUUUAACCUUUUAAAUCUGAAUUAAAAAUCUUUGAAAAUGUUAAAAGGUCUAAAAUAAUCUGUUACUACAACAAGGAACCUUUAAAGUACAGAGAAGUAUGUUCAAGUAUAAAAUGAAAAUACAAACCUUUCUGUUUGAAUGAUGUGUCCUCUUUCUCCACAGCCUAUUCACUGAAACAAAGCUCCCUUGUUUUACUCCUUAUUUGGUCUUUCUCAGUAGCGCAAAAAAAAAAAAAAUAGGAAUGCGCUACAUGUGUUGCAUAGGGGCACAGUGCUAAAAGGGUGCAUCAAACCUUUAUUCCUGAUCAGCUGUUUCUGGAGUUAACAACUAUUUUAAUGCUUGUGAUGUGAUGUGACCAGUAACAGAGGCCCAUUACAGAAAAUGUGGGGCGCAGGGAAUGGAGAAGGAUAAAGAAAACUUUUAAAAGAGCUUAAAGACAAUAGGUAAUUUAUGUCAGUCUAUCAGAAUGGGGCUGUAAAUAUUAGCAGCAGCCACUGAUGGUAAAAUGACAAAUUACUGUUGUCCUGAAACUGGGAAGACAGGAGACCUCGUUUCCAGAGAAAAAGCAGCAGAUUUUAGAGUUGCCCCUGGAUUUAUUGGUAAAGAUAACUACUGUUUUCUGUGAAUGAAAGUAUUUUUUUUAUUUAUUUCAGCUUUGUUUUUGAUAUACUGUGAUUAAGUUUUUUUUCUUUUGCGUUAAAGCCCAAACCUACAUGGUUUAAAUGUCAAGGAUCAGUUGCAACAAUCUAUCUAGUAGCCUAAA